Cajanus cajan (pigeon pea) is the source of this 1212-nucleotide messenger RNA. RefSeq names its product gamma-soluble NSF attachment protein (gene GSNAP). Gene Ontology annotation, cellular component: vacuolar membrane; SNARE complex. Gene Ontology annotation, biological process: intracellular protein transport. The record is from RefSeq and is a predicted model, not a curated record. NCBI's taxonomy places the organism in Eukaryota, Viridiplantae, Streptophyta, Magnoliopsida, Fabales, Fabaceae. Gene Ontology annotation, molecular function: soluble NSF attachment protein activity; syntaxin binding.
GUUGUGAGUGGACCCAGACGGGCAUGUUAGCAGCGUGAGCUCGCACACUUGAAUCGGAGGGACUGCAGAAGACGCAAUCGUCCCACCAUGGCGGCUUCUGAUCCCAACAAGUUGAUCUCCAAAGCCGAUAAGCUAACAAGACUCAGUCUCACGAGGUGGAAUGCAGAUUGGAAAAGUGCUACUGUUCUUUACGAGCAGGCGGCUAAUGGGUUUAGAGUUGCCAGGGACUAUGUGAACGCCAAAAUUGCAUAUGAGAAAGCUUCCAAAGGACAAGAGAUGCUUGCUUCACCUUGGGAUGCAGCUAAGCACUUGGAAUCUGCUGCUGCUCUGGCAAAGGAUCUAAGCAACUGGCAAGAAGUUGGGGACUUCUAUCGAAGGGCAUCUGAAUUGUACAUGGAGUGUGGAAGACCACAACCUGCAUCAGACGCUCUUGCAAAGGGAGCUCGUGCUUUGGAAGAUAGCAUGUCUGAAGAAGCUAUUCAGCUAUAUACAGAUGCUUGUACAAUUCUUGAGGAUGAUGGAAGAGAACAAAUGGCCUUUGAUCUUUAUCGUGCUGCCACUAAUGUUUAUAUAAAACUUGAAAAAUACACAGAUGCAGCAUCUUUCAUGUUGAGAUUGGGCUUGGCAGCUGACAAGUGUAACGCUUCCAAUAGCCAGUGCAAGGCAUAUCUUAGUGCAAUCAUUAUCUACCUUUAUGCUCACGACUUUAAGCAAGCUCAGCAGUGCUAUAAUGACUGUUAUCAGAUUGAUGCUUUUGUCAGAAGUGACCAGAAUCGUUGUGCCAGCAAGCUACUUGCUGCCUACUCCGAUGGAGACGUUGAAGAAAUCAAACGUAUUGCUCAGUCAAGUACUAUUUCAAAUCUUGAUCAUGUGAUCAUUCGGCUUGCAAGGAAACUUCCAACAGGUGAUGUGAGUGCUUUGAAGUCUGACAAUGCUGAAGAUGAAGAGCAACCACUCGAUGAAGAUGACCUGACUUAACUUCUGACAGUGUUUUCUAUCUAUGAUGAUGAACCCAUUUCAAUAUGACGAGUGAAUUGAAUUGAUUAGUAUAUAUCGGUUUUUGUAUAAAAAAAAAUUCGUUUCUUUUGUGAUACAUGUGGAAUGCAGAUAAUAAGAGGAGCAUUGUAUUAUUCGAUUGAGAUGCAUCACUUUGAUGUACAUGUUGAUAAGCUUUAACUUUAUAGAAAUAUUUAGUACUUUUUUCUAAUGCCA